This is a messenger RNA of Dracunculus medinensis (Guinea worm), 1150 nucleotides long. Lineage: Eukaryota; Metazoa; Nematoda; Chromadorea; Rhabditida; Dracunculidae. The record is from the annotation of a GenBank genome assembly.
AAGGAAUUUUUGGUGUAAUUACUGAAGUUACGUUGAAAAUUUUCCCCUUACCUAAAGUAAAACGAUAUGGUUCUAUCAUUUUUCCUACAUUCCAAUGGAAUGAAUAAAUUGUAUAUAAUGAAAUGGAAAGGAUUUCAGGUGAAACUGGUGCUUCAGAGAUUUCACGAAAUUUGAAUUAUUACUGAUGAACUUUUUUCUUCUUCUAACAGUUCCCACCACUGUUGCUUAAGCUAGCUCCACUGGCUAUAAGGGUAAGACGUUCCCAGGCUGCGUGAUCUGAUGCCAUCGUCAACAGUAAUACAAGCCUUUUUUGGUCAACAACAAACAUCUCUUAAUAUCCUCCACUCUCAUUGGACAUGUCUCGCAGCCAUAUAGCGUCGUCGACUGAAUCGCGGCUGUAAGUGGACCCAAGGUAUUUAAAAUCGAGCACUUUCUCAAUCGGCAGUGAGUUUGUAAAAAGAGGCAUUUUAAAGGCUUCUUGUAUAUAAGACGAAAAGAUGAAAAGGCUUUUAUUUAUAUUGACCCAGAGUACAGAUCUCGCUGCAGUUGCUAACGUUUGCAUUUCGUCCUAACUAUUUAUCGCAUAAUUAGGGGAAAGGACGCAACCUUGACGGACUUCAAUUCUUAUUUCGAAGGAUUCUUUCAAUUCCCUAUAUACACGGACCUGCGACUUACGCUGAUAAAAGCAACGUCGCGUUGUUGAAAAUAUUUGAAGCGAUGUUCUAAACAUUUUCUUAACAUGAAUAUCUGGCACAACCGCGCUCCGGUCUGAAUCCAGUUUUAUUAGGACAUUGGCCUUAAGCUUAUGAAUAACAGAUAUUAUUUUUUCUUCCGUCGGGGGCUCGUAGUUGCAAGCAUAUGGUUCAGCGAACGUAUCAUUUAUAUCAGGGGCAACAAAUGGCACUUCAUGGUUAGGUUUGGCCUCAAAGAAUUCCUUCCAUCUUGUGAGGCGAUCCUUAAUAAUCUUAACUGGAGAUCAUUUCACUUCAAUAAUGAUUUCUUUUCCGCCAUGAUGCCGUCAUUAGGAUCUUCUGACAUUCGUGCAUAGACAUUGAUGACCGAGAUAUAGCAGAAUUUAUCUUUAAAGCUUAUAAAUCAUACAUUUACUUACCGGUUUCCACUCAAUCAAGCCAGAAUGGGCAUUUUCAAA